Messenger RNA from Trichosurus vulpecula (common brushtail), 2140 nucleotides. RefSeq names its product serpin family D member 1 (gene SERPIND1). Bases 137 to 1627 code for a protein of 496 amino acids. Gene Ontology annotation, biological process: negative regulation of endopeptidase activity; blood coagulation. The record is from RefSeq and is a predicted model, not a curated record. Gene Ontology annotation, molecular function: serine-type endopeptidase inhibitor activity. The transcript is spliced from 5 exons. NCBI's taxonomy places the organism in Eukaryota, Metazoa, Chordata, Mammalia, Diprotodontia, Phalangeridae.
UCACAUUUGCCAGCACUGGUCACCGGAGGCUGCAGAUCUCCUCAGCUCCAGGCACCAAGGGAAGGCUGGUUCCCACCCUUGGCCUGAACCUUCUCUGCUCAGAUAGGCUUGUCUUCUUCAGUCCCGGGGUCUCAGAAUGAAACUCGGGCUCCACCUCUUCCUCCUUUCUUUAGUCACAUCAUUUGUGUCUGGGAAGAACAAAGAGCCUGUGGGUCUCGCAGAGAAUGGGGGGAGACCCUUGUCAGCCAAAGGGAGGUGGGGGCAACCAGACCCCACAAACCUAAGCAUGCCUCUCCUGCCCGCUGACUUCCACAAGGAGAACACGGUGACCAACGACCUGUUUGUGGAAGAGGAGGAGGAGGGGGACUAUUUGGACCUGGAGAAGAUCUUCAGUGAGGAUGACGACUACAUUGACAUCAUCGACGCCGUCCCCGCCCCAGACCCAGAGGCCCAGCCUGGAAACGUCCUGGAGCUGUUCCAAGGCAAGAGUCGAAUCCAGCGCCUCAACAUUCUCAAUGCCAAGUUUGCUUUCAACCUGUACAGGACCAUGAAGGAGGCAGAUGACCCCACCAGCAACAUCCUCCUGGCGCCCGUGGGCAUCUCGACGGCCAUGGGCAUGAUCUCCCUGGGCCUGAGGGGAGGCACACAUGAGCAGGUCCACUCCGCCUUGUAUUUCAAGGACUUUGUGAACGCCAGCAGCAAAUACGAGACUCAGACCGUGCACAACCUCUUCCGCAAGCUGACCCAUCGCCUCUUCAGGAGGAAUUUUGGCUACACUCUGCGGUCAGUGAAUGACCUUUACAUUCAAAGGCAAAUUCCCAUCCUAGAGGACUUCAAAAAUAAGAUGAAGGAGUAUUACUUUGCUGAGGCCCAGCCUGCAGACUUCUCGGAGCCUGCUUUCAUCGGCAAAGCCAAUGACCAUAUUCUGAAGGUCACCAAGGGCCUGAUCAAGGAUGCCCUGGUGAAUAUAGACCCAGUGACACAGAUGAUGAUUCUGAACUGCAUUUACUUUAAAGGUACCUGGGUGAACAAAUUCCCAGUGGAAAUGACCCACAAUUCCAAUUUCCGCCUGAAUGAGAGAGAGGUGGUCAAGGUUCCCAUGAUGCAGACCAAAGGCAACUUCCUUGUGGCCAAUGACCAGGAGCUGGACUGUGAUGUGCUGCAGCUGCAGUACGUGGGGGACAUCAGCAUGCUGAUUGUGGUGCCUCACAAGCUGGCGGGCAUGAGGGCACUCGAGGCCCAGCUCAGCCCGCGGGCAGUGGAGAGAUGGCAGAAAAGCAUGACCAACAGAACCCGUGAGGUACGCCUGCCGAGGUUCAAGCUGGAGAAGAACUACAACCUCGUGGACGCCCUGAAGUCGAUGGGCAUCACUGAGCUGUUUGAUCACAACGGGGACUUCUCUGGGAUAUCCGAUCAAAAACUCGUCAUUGACUUGUUCAAGCACCAAGGCACCAUCACAGUGAACGAGGAGGGUACCCAGGCUGCCGCUGUGACCACCGUGGGCUUCAUGCCCCUCUCCACGCAAGUUCGAUUCACCGUCGAUCGUCCUUUCCUAUUCCUCAUUUAUGAGCACCGCACCAGCUGUCUGCUGUUCAUGGGCCGUGUUUCCAACCCCAGCAAGUCUUAAGAGGUGGAGGCUGGGGCUCCCGUCUGAUCCUGUCAUAAUGACCUUUUUGUUACAACAACACCCAAAGGGAAUCUGUUAGCAGUGCCACUUUCAUAAUCCACCAUGGCCCCUGAAUGCACGGGCCAGGUCUCAUGAAAGAAAUCACAAGUCAUGGGAAUUCUCUGGGAAUCACUUUGUGUAGCAAACAGUCCUGAGUCUAGAGAAGCUGUGUGCGCCUGCGUGUGCAGUCAAUGAAUACAUUAAAAGUGUCCUUAAGGAGCUGACCAUCUGAUUUCCUGUUCCUUUAGUGCUGCGGCCUCACGCAAGGCAAUUCCUGGGCCCUUCUGUCCAUUCUACGUCACCCUCAGCCCUUUGGUUCCUCUGCUCUCUUGUGGCCUCCAGCCAUGCCGAAAGGGCUAGCAGCCUGUCCCCAUGAUGAUGGCCCCGUUAUGAGGCCUUGCUGCAAAGCACGGGCUGGGGCGCACAGGACCACAGGUCCCCCUCUAGGCACCAAUAAAUAUAGACUACUUUUAA